Molecule: messenger RNA, 363 nt
Organism: Histoplasma mississippiense
Lineage: Eukaryota; Fungi; Ascomycota; Eurotiomycetes; Onygenales; Ajellomycetaceae
Exons: 3
Coding region: 1-363 (120 amino acids)
Biological process (GO): tRNA 5'-leader removal
Cellular component (GO): ribonuclease P complex
Source: RefSeq, a predicted model, not a curated record
AUGGUCCGCCUUAAACAUCGUUAUCUCCUGGUAGACAUCCUGUACCCCCCGGCCUCAGUCGACGCUACGACACCAGCAAAGUCGAAACACACACAUUCCAUUCCCAACAAUGCGAAAGACAUCCACCUCCUCAUCCACCGCCCGACCACCGACACACUUACCCCACAGUCCCUUGCACGUGCCGUGCGCGAACAUGUCGCGGAGAUGUUUGGUGACUGGGGCAUGGGCAGGCUGGGCGGCAACAGCGCGGGGGGUGUUAGUGGUACUGAAAUACCUUUCCCCCGCAACAUCCACGGCUAUAAUCCGCUGUCCUCGCGCGAGCUACAGACUUGUCUGCGGCAAGCCUGGCGUGAUGCAAAGUGA